Alnus glutinosa is the source of this 1289-nucleotide messenger RNA. RefSeq lists its product as uncharacterized. Gene Ontology annotation, biological process: nuclear polyadenylation-dependent rRNA catabolic process; TRAMP-dependent tRNA surveillance pathway; U4 snRNA 3'-end processing. The transcript is spliced from 10 exons. The coding region runs from base 115 to 849 and encodes 244 amino acids. Gene Ontology annotation, cellular component: nuclear exosome (RNase complex); cytoplasmic exosome (RNase complex). The record is from RefSeq and is a predicted model, not a curated record. NCBI's taxonomy places the organism in Eukaryota, Viridiplantae, Streptophyta, Magnoliopsida, Fagales, Betulaceae. Gene Ontology annotation, molecular function: RNA binding.
GGGUCUUUCUCUUUCCCGCUGCAUUCCUUCUUCGUCCCGAUUCGCUACCACGCAGCGCCGAGAGGUCCCAAAUUCCAACCGCCGUUUUUCCGUCAAAAACUCGCAGCAUAAGCGAUGGAAAACAAACCUUCCGGUUCUUCGCCGACAAGCUUCCUCGAUCAGUUAGUCGUACCAGGGGACGUGGUUCUGGAUCUCUCAAACAUGACCAACCAAACCAUUAAGCUCGGCGGUGGUCUCCGUCAGGACUGUGAUUCUAUUGUCGUCAUGAAGGCUGGGAAGCUUAGGUUCACAAAGCCAAACAAAUAUUGGGUCGAGGGCUCCCACAAAAGGUAUGAGCCUCAUGCAGGGGAUUCUGUUCUUGGAAUUGUGGUAGACUCUAAAGCAGAUAACUUCCUUGUUGACAUAAAAGGACCUGCAUUGGCAUUUUUGCCCGUGCUAGCGUUUGAAGGAGGAACAAGGAGAAACAUACCAAAGUUUGAGGUAGGUACUUUGCUCUACGUUCGGGUUGUGAAGGCAAACCCUGGCAUGAAUCCAGAGCUCUCAUGCACUGAUGCCAGUGGAAAAGCAGCAGACUUUGGCCAGCUUAAAGAUGGCUACAUGUUUGAAUCUUCAACUGGUCUAUCAAGAACGCUCCUGAGCUCACCGACAUGUCCAGUUCUCGAGGCUCUAGGGAAGAAGCUUUCCUUUGAGAUAGCAGUCGGAUUAAAUGGCCGUGUUUGGGUCAAUGCCACCACUCCAUCCACAAUCAUUGUUGUUGCUAAUGCAAUUAUGAACUCAGAAUCUUUGAGUGGGGUGCAGCAGAGAAUUAUGGUGGAGAAAUUGCUUCAGAAUUUAAAGUUAUCAAAAUGAUAAAAAGAAAUACAUGCUUCCUGGCUGUCAAAUUUACUGACUGUAUUUUUCUACGUGAGGAGCAUGGUCACGUGGGGUUACAAAUACAACAAAUUCUCACACAAGGUGAUGCUCACUUAAGCUUAGGCACGGGCCUUUCUGUUCAUUCUGCCCUCGUCGCAGAAUCCCCAUAUGACAUGUGUUUGUCAAUUCCAAUGCGGUUGUAUUUUUUGUUUGCUAUUUUUACAACUUAUUAAAUUUUCGAUUCUGCUUUUUUGGGGUUGAUCUGUGCCUCUCCUAAGGGCAGUCUCCAUCAAAAAGUUGGCUGCAUUUUUUAAGCGUUUUGGACCUUUGGUACUUGGAUUCAGUUCUGCCCUAAUUUUUGUAACAGCAGUCUUCCUCUUCUCUGCUAUUGUGUUCCUUUUAUAUAUAUAUAUAAACUGGGGGUACUUUUGGGUAUA